Messenger RNA from Blastomyces dermatitidis ER-3, 2945 nucleotides. Its product is annotated as acid phosphatase. Lineage: Eukaryota; Fungi; Ascomycota; Eurotiomycetes; Onygenales; Ajellomycetaceae. The record is from RefSeq and is a predicted model, not a curated record. Gene Ontology annotation, cellular component: P-body. The coding region runs from base 503 to 1948 and encodes 481 amino acids. The transcript is spliced from 3 exons. Gene Ontology annotation, molecular function: hydrolase activity.
UUAUUCUUUUUAUUUUUUUCUUUCUCCUUUGCAGAUUGCCAACGCGGGGCCAGCGAGAGUUAACGUACGGAGCAGAGGGUUUUCUCUCUGGCUUGUUACAGCGUAACUAAGCUGUUGGCCAGGUUGGCGUUCGUGGCCGGCAGAGUCCAGGGCGGCGGACGUGCUCACCGGAGCUCCGCAUUCAGCUAAAUUGCUUGGCUUUUGUACGAAUUCUCGGCCUCAACCGCCGCCUAACUAAGUCCGAGGGAUCUAGUCUGUCUGGUACGGUACGGAGUACUCUGUAUAAUUUCUCCGAACCCAGCGGUUGGGGAUGCGGAAACCUGGAAUAAUACUCCGUGAAAAUAAAUCAUCAGAAUAUGUUGCUCGAGGCUGUAUCCCACUUGCCGGAUGCAGCUGAAUAGCAUCCCUUCGUUUAUGCUGUUCUAAGAUUACUGAGGCUUGUUGAGAUUUUCUGCCUUGCUUCUGCGAAGCGAACUGUUUCGUUUGAUAUUUGAUAUCUUGGAUGUUGUUGCCGCUCCAUGCUUGUUGGUUUGCAUGUAGGAGAGUUGUUGUAGGAAAGAGGGCACACACACACCGGCCGGGCACAACGAUACGACUUUUUGAGACUCAAGGUGUGCGGAGUGUUUCUGUUGUUACCCCUUUUCAAUGCAUCAGCCAGCAGUCGAGCGCCUAUAUCUUCAGCAGCCACCUUCCGACCUGCACAGAAUCGCAUUUUUUUUUUUUUUUCUCUUUCUUAUUAGGUCAUAGAGAUUCCACCAGUCCCACUCAUACUUCCACUUAUGUUUGGGCUUUGAUUGAAGCCCAGCCUUGUCAAUUCCCGGCACCCGUUCGUUUUAGACCCGCCUCCAAGCCAAAAAAAAAAAAAAAAAAAAAAAACAAUAAUAACAUUACUCUUGCCACAAUGCAUAUCCUGGUAGUAAAUGAUGACGGACCGCCUUCUCAGAAAUGUUCACCAUAUCUGUUCCCCUUCGUCAAAACCCUAGAAAAAGCCGGCCACUUGGUUUCCGUUGUCAUCCCUAAUUCAUCCCGGUCCUGGAUUGGCAAAGCACACAUCAUUGGCGAGACUCUGGAGGCGACUUACAUUUCUCCAGAAGCUCUCGUCAAAGAUACUGGCAAUUCCGCCCAGGGUACCCACGAUCAAAAUGAUGCCGGAACUAAUGGUCUGAACGUACCCAGCAAUCGGCACGGCAGAUCAACCCCAGAGACUACACGGCCUUGGGUCGUCGUCAACAAUGGCACCCCUGCUGCCUGCACCCAACUAGGCAUCUACAGCCUUUUUCCCGAUCGCGAGCCCAUCGACCUCGUAAUUUCGGGGCCAAAUCAUGGUCGAAACGCUUCAAUCAUAUACGGCUUGGCGAGCGGCACUGUAGGUGGCGCACUCGAGGCUGCGACCUGCGGCAAGAAAGCCAUUGCACUAUCCUUUGCGAGUAAAGAGAAACAGCCAGCAGAGACUAUCCAAGCUGCUUCCCGGCUAUCUGUGAAACUCAUCGAACGCCUCUCUGCCCACUGGCCUGAUGAACGCGUGCAGUUAUUCAGCAUAAACGUGCCGAUGCGGCUGGACGUCGAAGAACGACCGGCUGUUUACACAAACAUGUUGCCAAAUUCCUGGUCCAAAUCUAGCCUCUACCAGGAAGUUGAUAUUCAUACUUCUCAGUCCAAGAAGACCAGCAACAACAACAUCAACAUCAUCAGCAACAGUAGUGAUGAUAUAAACAUGCGUGAGGGAACAUCCCCCACGAAACGUGGAGGUGACGACGACCAGCGGAUACCGCCGCAGCUGGCUAGAUAUUUCAAAUGGGCACCAGAGCUCUCCGAUAUCCAACGAAGUGUUGAGGCGAGCAAAGUUGGCACUGAUACAUACACGGUUAUGAACGGAUGGACAAGUGUCACUCCCCUUGCAGCGAAUUUCAGCCAUGUAUCUGGAUUCUCGGGCGAGUUUACGCUUUGAACACAAAAAUUACAUCGCAAAACGCGGUACUAUAUCUGGUUGUUUGGUGGGGAGCGAGCGGGGCGCGGCGCGCGGGUGGGCAUGCAAAUCUUUUUACAAAAGGGAUAGAAAGGAGCGGAACUCAUAUUAUCACCUUCCCUCUUAAUAAUACUUAUCAGCUCUCUUUCCAUAACUAUCAUUUUUCACGCACCCCGAUAUUCCACGGCUAUGUAACUGCUAAGGAAGCAUCCAUAGAUUUCGUGUGUCCUAGAAUUGAGGUCAUAUUUCUUAACAUUCUAUUACCCCUUCCCUAACCAAGUUGCUCAUGUAUUCAAAAUCCAGCCGUUAAGGGAGGGACGGGAGUGGGCUGGGGGGAACUGGCCAAGACAAUGCCAAUGUAAUAGCUAUCAUAGACCAAAGCAAAUCUUGCUGGAAUCUUGAGCGGUCAAGUUUGGCAUUCUCUGGUGCCAUGCCUAAUCGCCCAAUGUGCCUCCUCACGAAUACUUUAGAGUCAUAUAACUGUAUUAUUGGAAAUAGCGAUUCUAAUGGUGAAGAUGGCGUAGCUGGCUUAGAAUAGGGUGAAGAAGGUGUGUGGGAGUCUGCCCAAAUGUAGGAUCCGAUCCUGGUUGACCGAUAAAAAAAGAUGGCAAAAAUCGAAUCUCUGAAGAGAUCGAGAUUGCUGUUCUCUGGAAAUCCUUCCUUCUGGGAUUUGCCCUGUACCUUCCAGGUCGGCUAGGUGACCGAGAUCAGAAUUAUGGCGUGGGUAUAGUUUAGUUGCCGUCGGGGAGGAAGGGCCAAGGGGAGGGGCGAUUGUUCAUCCCUUAUAUUGGGUAAAUAGAAUAAAACGAACGAUGGGCGUUAGAGGAAGAUGGAAAGGCAAAAACGGCUAAUGGAUUCAUCAAUCUAGUACCGUACCAUUUCCAGCAUCUGUUCACAGUCAACCCAGCAAAACCCAGCCAAGUGAAAUAAAAUGGAACACGAAAAACAGAAGAACAGCACCGACUCCACUAGCUACAAU